AUGGGUUUUAACCUAACAAUGUUGUUUUGUCUGGCUAUAUUUCCUUCUGUUCUUUCCUGGAAUCUAAAUUGGAAACCCCUAGGUCCCCAGGGUGCUAAAGUGGCCAAACCAGCCCCUAAGGCAUGGAAGUUCUUGGUAAUUGCCAUAGAAAAUCACAAUAAGACCAUCGCCUUUACCUUCUGUCCAGUGACAGGAUGUGCUAGUACUAUAAGCUUCACCUUUGAUAUAAGGGACACCUGCCAAGGGAAAAGUAUAUAUGAAUUUUACAAUGCUAUGAUAUCUCCUAUAUAUGUUUGUUUUGUAUAUGAGCAAACUUGCUCAGACUGUAAGGACACAAAUUAUGGAGGCUGUCCACACUGGGGCUGCAAAUAUCAUAGUACUUCAAGAUGGGGUGGAGAAAAUCCAUCCAGACUCAACUCAGUUGAUUGGCGUACUAAGGUCACAUACUCGAUCCCUGACCCUUGGAAUGACAGAUGGAGAACAGAGGUUGAGGGCUAUAUCUACAGACAUAAUGAGAAGGAUACAGGCUAUGACAAGAAGACUAAGAUAUUCAUCUUUAGAAGUUUAGACAUAUUUACACCUCCAAAAUCCUCUGUUUGA
This is a messenger RNA of Apodemus sylvaticus (European woodmouse), 600 nucleotides long. Its product is annotated as putative endogenous retrovirus group FC1 Env polyprotein. The record is from RefSeq and is a predicted model, not a curated record. Lineage: Eukaryota; Metazoa; Chordata; Mammalia; Rodentia; Muridae.